GCCAAGAUGGACGCUUCCAUUUGAGCGUGUCGCACACCUGCCUGCCAUUAGUAGUCGUGCCCACUGCUGCCGCCUAUUCUUCCUCUGGAAUAGGGGAGGGAGAGGGGAUGAGAAGCUGCCGCGGCCAAGGAGUCACUGUGACCGACCCCGCCGCUGCUCUGGGCCUCCUCGGCCCCUACGCCUCCGGGGAGCAGCCGGGGCUCGCCGCGCCUGACGCGUCCCGAAUUACACAGAAAUAAUGUUGAUAUUUGGAACCCAUGUCGAACUUCUAUGAAGAAAGGGCAACGAUGAUUGCAGCCAGGGAUUUGCAGGAAUUUGUUCCUUUCGGUCGAGACCACUGCAGGCACCACCCGAAUGCUUUGAAUCUUCAGCUUCGCCAGCUUCAGCCAGCCUCUGAAUUAUGGUCUUCUGAUGGUGCUGCUGGGUUGGUGGGAUCCCUUCAGGAGGUUACAAUUCAUGAGAAACAGAAGGAAAGCUGGCAGCUAAGGAAAGGAGUAAGUGAACUUGGACAAGAAGUGGACUAUGAUGAGGAACUCUAUGUUGCUGGAAAUAUGGUGAUCUGGAGCAAAGGAAGUAAAAGCCAGGCAUUGGCAGUUUAUAAAGCAUUUACGGUUGACAGUGCUGUUCAACAGGCAUUGUGGUGUGACUUCAUUAUAUCACAGGAUAAGUCUGAAAAGACCUACAAAAGCCACGAAUUAGAAAAAUGCAUAUGUAUAUUGCAGAGCUCAUGUAUUAACAUGCAUAGUAUAGAAGGAAAGGAUUACAUAGCUUCCUUACCAUUUCAGGUUGCAAAUGUUUGGCCCACUAAGUAUGGAUUGUUGUUUGAACGAAGCAGUUCUUCACAUGAGGUACCUCCAGGUCCGCCCAGAGAACCUUUACCCACUAUGUUCAGCAUGCUGCAUCCACUAGAUGAAAUAACCCCACUUGUUUGUAAAUCUGGAAGUCCUUUUGGCUCAUCGCGGGUGCAAUAUGUUGUAGACCCUGCAAUGAAAAUUGUUUUCCUCAGCAUUGACCCCUCCAUUGUAAUGACUUAUGACGCUGUUCAAAAUGUGCAUUCUGUGUGGACUCUCCAGAGAGUCAAGUCGGCGGAAGAGAAUGCUGUUCUAAAGUUCUCUGAACAGGGGGCGACCCCACAGAACAUGGCCACUAGCAGCUCCCUCACAGCACAUCUCAGAAGCCUCUCCAAGGGAGAUUCUCCUGUGACUUCACCUUUCCAGAAUUAUUCCUCCAUUCACAGCCAGAGUCGCUCAGCUUCAUCACCUAGUCUCCACUCCCGCUCACCUUCCAUUUCCAACAUGGCAGCUUUAAGUCGGGCUCAUUCUCCUGCCUUAGGAGUGCAUUCCUUUUCAGGGGCGCAGAGGUUCAACUUUUCAAGCCAUAGUCAGUCUCCAAAGAGACACAGUAUUUCUCAUUCUCCAAAUAGUAAUUCUAAUGGCUCCUUCCUUGCACCAGAAACGGAGCCCAUUGUUCCUGAACUGUGUAUUGACCAUUUGUGGACAGAAGCGAUUACUAAUACAAGAGAGAAAAAUUCACAGGCUUCAAAAGUGUUUAUUACAUCUGACCUAUGUGGGCAGAAGUUCUUGUGCUUUUUAGUAGAGUCCCAACUUCAGUUACGCUGUGUGAAGUUUCAAGAGAGUAAUGAUAAAACCCAGCUCAUCUUUGGUUCUGUCACCACCAUACCAGCAAAGGACGCAGCACCAGUGGAGAAGAUAGACACCAUGCUGGUCCUAGAAGGCAGUGGAAACCUGGUGCCGUACACAGGAGUGGUUCGGGUGGGGAAGGUUUUUAUUCCUGGACUGCCAGCUCCUUCCCUGACAAUGUCCAACACAAUGCCUCGACCCAGUACUCCACUUGACGGCGUUAGUACUCCUAAGCCUCUUAGUAAACUACUUGGAUCAUUGGAUGAGGUUGUUCUAUUAUCUCCAGUUCCAGAACUGAGGGAUUCUUCAAAACUUCAUGAUUCUCUAUAUAACGAGGAUUGCACUUUCCAACAAAUUGGAACUUACAUUCAUUCUGUUAGAGAUCCUGUUCAUAACAGAGUAACUCUGGAACUGAGUAAUGGCUCCAUGGUUAGGAUCACUAUUCCUGAAAUUGCCACCUCUCAAUUAGUACAAACAUGUUUGCAAGCAGAAUUGAUCCUUCCAAAAGAAGUAGCGGUUCAGAUGCUUGUCAAGUGGUACAAUGUUCACAGCGCUCCAGGAGGACCCGGUUAUCACUCAGAGUGGAAUUUAUUUGUCAUUUGUCUCAUGAACAUGAUGGGUUAUAACACAGACCGCUUAGCGUGGACCCGAAGUUUUGACUUUGAAGUAUCUCUUUCUCCAGUCAUCGCUCCCAAAAAAGCAAGGCCUUCUGAGACUGGAUCUGAUGAUGACUGGGAAUAUUUACUGAAUUCAGAUUACCACCAGAAUGUUGAGUCUCAUCUGUUGAGCAGAUCUUUAUGUUUGGGUUCUUCGGAAGUUUCGCAGAUGAAGGAUGAAGAUUUUUCACAGAACCUCAGUCUGGAUUCUUCUACGCUCCUCUUUCCUCAUAUACCUGCAAUUUUUUUUGUUCUUCACCUUGUCUAUGAGGAGCUUAAAUUGAAUACUCUAAUGGGAGAAGGAAUUUGUUCACUUGUUGACCUUCUUGUUCAGCUGGCAAGGGACUUGAAAUUGGGACCUUAUGUAGAUCAUUACUAUAGAGACUACCCAACGCUUGUCAGAACAACGGGACAAGUGUGCACAAUUGAUCAAGGCCAAACGGGUUUUAUGCACCAUCCACCAUUUUUUACUUCUGAGCCGCCUAGUAUUUAUCAGUGGGUGAGUUCUUGUCUUAAGGGAGAUGGAAUGCCACCUUAUCCUUACCUCCCUGGAAUCUGUGAAAGAAGCAGACUCAUUGUCUUGAGUAUAGCACUCUAUAUACUUGGUGAUGAGAGCUCUGUUUCUGAUGAUGCCUCACAAUAUUUGUCCAGAAUAACUACAGCCCCCCAGAAGUCACAAACAGAACAAGAAGAAAACAGUUUCAGUCAUUCUACAUCAGUUUCUAGCCUGGCUGAAAGAUUAGUUGUCUGGAUGACUAGUGUAGGGUUCACUUUAAGAGAUCUGGAAACUCUUCCCUUUGGAGUUGCUCUUCCUAUCAGAGAUGCAAUUUAUCACUGUCGUGAGCAGCCUGCUUCAGACUGGCCAGAAGCUGUCUGCCUCUUGAUUGGACGUCAGGAUCUUUCCAAGCAGGCCUUCGAAGGAAACUUACCCAAAGGCAAAUCUGUGCUCUCAUCAGAUGUUCCUUCAGGAACAGAAACUGAAGAGGAGGAUGAUGGCAUGAAUGACAUGAAUCACGAGGUUAUGUCAUUGAUAUGGAGUGAAGAUUUAAGGGUGCAGGAUGUGCGAAGGCUUCUUCAGAGUGCGCAGCCUGUUCGUGUCAACGUAGUGCAGUAUCCAGAACUCAGUGACCACGAAUUCAUUGAAGAAAAAGAAAACAGAUUACUCCAGUUGUGUCAGCGAACUAUGGCCCUUCCUGUGGGACGAGGAAUGUUUACUUUGUUUUCAUACCAUCCUGUUCCAACAGAGCCAUUGCCUAUUCCUAAACUGAAUCUGACUGGGCGUGCCCCUCCUCGGAACACAACAGUUGACCUUAAUAGUGGAAAUAUCGAUGUGCCUCCCAACAUGACAAGUUGGGCCAGCUUCCAUAAUGGUGUGGCUGCUGGCCUGAAGAUAGCCCCUGCCUCCCAGAUCGAUUCGGCGUGGAUUGUUUACAAUAAGCCCAAGCAUGCCGAGUUAGCCAAUGAGUAUGCUGGCUUUCUUAUGGCCUUGGGUCUGAAUGGGCACCUUACAAAGCUGGCUACUCUCAAUAUCCAUGACUACUUGACCAAGGGCCAUGAAAUGACAAGCAUUGGACUGCUACUUGGUGUUUCUGCUGCAAAACUAGGCACCAUGGAUAUGUCAAUGACACGGCUUCUUAGUAUUCACAUUCCUGCUCUCUUACCCCCAACGUCUACAGAGUUAGAUGUACCUCACAACGUCCAAGUGGCUGCAGUGGUUGGCAUCGGUCUUGUGUAUCAGGGAACAGCUCACAGACAUACUGCAGAAGUCCUGUUGGCUGAAAUAGGACGGCCCCCAGGUCCUGAAAUGGAAUACUGCACUGACAGAGAGUCGUACUCAUUAGCUGCCGGCUUAGCCCUAGGGAUGGUUUGCUUGGGGCAUGGCAGUAAUUUGAUAGGCAUGUCUGAUCUCAAUGUUCCUGAGCAGCUUUAUCAGUACAUGGUUGGAGGACAUAGGCGCUUUCAAACAGGAAUGCACAGGGAGAAACAUAAAUCUCCAAGUUAUCAAAUCAAAGAAGGAGAUACCAUUAAUGUAGAUGUGACUUGUCCAGGUGCAACGCUAGCUUUGGCUAUGAUCUACUUAAAAACUAAUAACAGAUCCAUUGCAGAUUGGCUUCGAGCUCCUGAUACCAUGUAUUUGCUGGACUUUGUGAAACCAGAAUUUCUCUUGCUUAGGACACUUGCUCGAUGCCUGAUUUUGUGGGAUGAUAUUUUACCAAAUUCCAAGUGGGUUGACAGCAAUGUUCCUCAAGUAAGUACAUAUAAUAAAUAUUAUUAUAUCUUUAAUAGCAUAUAAUUAUGAUUUCUUAUGAGAUUUUCCAAAAUAUUAUAAAAUAUUUUUUCUUAGGAAGGCAACAUUGACCACUAGGGGAUCUCUUGGAGCAGCAGAAAAUUUCAUUUUAAGGUUGUAUAGUGAUUUUAGACCACAGCUUUCCGUUCUGGCUCAGGUCUUUAGAGUUUGUAGUUUUUGAAAAUUAAGUAUGUAUACCA
Molecule: messenger RNA, 4783 nt
Organism: Nycticebus coucang (slow loris)
Lineage: Eukaryota; Metazoa; Chordata; Mammalia; Primates; Lorisidae
Product: anaphase-promoting complex subunit 1-like
Biological process (GO): anaphase-promoting complex-dependent catabolic process; metaphase/anaphase transition of mitotic cell cycle; protein K11-linked ubiquitination
Cellular component (GO): anaphase-promoting complex
Molecular function (GO): molecular adaptor activity
Source: RefSeq, a predicted model, not a curated record